Messenger RNA from Brassica rapa (field mustard), 660 nucleotides. RefSeq names its product mitochondrial pyruvate carrier 4. The record is from RefSeq and is a predicted model, not a curated record. Gene Ontology annotation, biological process: pyruvate import into mitochondria. Gene Ontology annotation, cellular component: mitochondrial inner membrane. Lineage: Eukaryota; Viridiplantae; Streptophyta; Magnoliopsida; Brassicales; Brassicaceae.
AGAGGAGGAAAGGAAAAAAGAAUCUUAGGAAACGAUUGAUUGAUUGAUUGGUUGGUGAGAGGAUCACCCUGGAAUCACAAAUAGAACAAGAAAAUAAUCGAUGGCGACUUCGAAGCUUCAAGCUCUCUGGAAUCACCCUGCCGGUCCUAAAACCAUUCAUUUUUGGGCGCCAACGUUCAAGUGGGGUAUCAGCAUAGCCAACAUUGCAGACUUUGCCAAACCUACUGACAAAAUCUCUUACCCUCAACAGCUUGCUGUUACAUGCACUGGAGUUAUCUGGUCUCGUUACAGCAUGGUUAUCACUCCUAAAAACUGGAACCUCUUUAGCGUUAAUGUUGCUAUGGCCGGGACUGGCAUUUACCAGCUUUCUCGUAAAAUCAAAAACGAUUUUGCAUCUGAAGCCGAGCCUGUUGUUGCCAAAGAAUGAUUAUGACGAAGAAGAUGAAGACAUCAAAACGAAGCUGGAUACCAUCUUGCUUGUGAUUCUUGUGUGUUAUUUGUUCAAUUGAUAAAAGAAGCUCAGAAGAAGCUCCAUUCAUAAUGCUACUUUUAUAGCACAUCAUACCUUCUCCAAAGUGAAACAAAAAUGUGUUAUCAGACCAGGAAAAAAACAGAAACAAGAAUUCUAAAUGAAAUUAUGCAUAUUCAAUUCGUAGUUAA